This is a messenger RNA of Annulohypoxylon truncatum, 2303 nucleotides long. Its product is annotated as Zn-dependent exopeptidase. The coding region runs from base 487 to 2004 and encodes 505 amino acids. The transcript is spliced from 5 exons. Gene Ontology annotation, biological process: proteolysis. The record is from RefSeq and is a predicted model, not a curated record. Lineage: Eukaryota; Fungi; Ascomycota; Sordariomycetes; Xylariales; Hypoxylaceae. Gene Ontology annotation, molecular function: metalloexopeptidase activity; aminopeptidase activity.
GUCAUAUCUCAUUCGAUGUAUAUACUUAUAAUAGGUUGGUGAUAUUUCCCACCUAUCGUAAAAAAUCCAAGAAAUGCAGCAAGAAUUCGUCAUCUCUUCUAUACCCGAACUAGGUACUCACUCCGUGUAGCCACACUUGGCGGCUCUAGAUGAGGAAGAUAACGCAACUGCCCGCAACAUCUUUCUCAAUGCCACCCCUUGGCGAAAUGGAGGCCAUAUCGCGUGUGCAAUAAUGGCAAACCAUGGCAUUGGGAGCAUUCGAACUGCUGUUGCUAUCGACCACAUGUAAUGCCCAGAAGCCAAUGGCACGAGCAUAGAUAAGAACAUCACACAAAAUGAGUAGGUAUGAUAUACUACCUGCUUCCUAUAAAUACGGCAAAGGUCUUCAAUUUGACUCGGAGUUCGUCUCCUCUGAGUUUGCAACUGCCGUCUGUUCAGACGUAGCACUUUUAGUUUCUCUCUGCGUAGCCGCUAUCGACUAAAGUCAUGAAGUCCCUGGGGCCUGCUGUAGCCUUCACGGCCGCAAAUCUACUCGCCGUUAUUGGUAGCGCAGAGCCAAUCAAGCGUACUACUUUCUCCAAACGCGAUUUGCCAUUAGUCGACGAUGCUCUGGUGGACGCUAUUCUCCUAGAGGACUUAGUAGAUUGUGCUCAGGAUCUAGAAGACAUAGCCUAUGCGACUUCCGGAAGAAACAGAGUCCAUGGCUCGGAAGGCCAUCUUAACACCGUCCAAUACUUCGUCGACCAGCUCAGCUCGCUCGGCGACUACUACGAUAUCCAGCAGCAGGAAUUCACGACCGAGGUGGCCUUCGAGGCCCACGCGGAGCUGUCGAUUAACGGCGAAACCCUCGAGGCGGGAGGCUUCUCGUUCGGGAAUAACGGAACCUGGACGAACACGCCCUUGGUUACCGUGGCUAACCUUGGUUGCGUCGCCGAGGAUCACCCAGACACCUUAAGCGGAGCGAUUGCUCUCAUCGCACGAGGCAACUGCACUUUCGUUGAGAAAAUCGCGUUCGCCGGAGAAAAAGGGGCUGUCGGCGCCAUCAUCUACAACAACGCCGACGUGGGCAUCGCAGCCGGCACACUGGGCGGCGUGAACGAUCUGAUCCCGGUAGCCGGCAUCUCGCGCGCCGACGGCCUGCGCCUAGUCUCGCAGCUCGCGAACGGCACAUCCAUCACCUCAUCAGGCGAAUUCUGGCAGUACGUCGCGAACGCGACAUCAUACAACGUCGUAGCCUCGUCGCGGGGCGGGUCCGCCGCGGACGUGCUGUUCCUCGGCGCGCACAGCGACUCGGUCGACGCCGGUCCCGGCAUCAACGACAACGGCAGCGGGUCGUGCGCGCUGCUCACCAUCGCCAAGGCGCUGUCGCGGUACCGCGCCGCGAACCAGGUGCGGUUCGCGUGGUGGACGGCCGAGGAGGAGGGCCUGCUCGGGUCCGAGUACUAUGUUAGCGAAGCGGCGCCCGCGGACCUGGAUAAGGUCCGGCUGUACUUGAACUUCGACAUGGUCGCGUCGCCGAACUACGUCCUGGGCAUUUAUGACGGCGACGGUAGCGCGUUUAAUGUCUCGGGCCCGCCUGGGUCGGCGGAGGUCGAGAGCUUGUUCGAGGACUGGUAUACGGCGCAGGAGUUGCCGUUCGUGGCGUCUGAGUUUGACGGUCGUAGUGACUACGGCCCAUUCUUGGAGGCCGGGGUCCCGAGCGGUGGGCUCGACACCGGUGCCGACGGCAUCAAGACUGAAGAGGAAGUCACAUUGUUUGGAGGCACGGCGGGAAUCCGGUACGAUCCUAAUUACCACACCGCCGCGGAUAAUAUGACAAACCUGAACCUCGAGGCCUUCAAGGCUACCAGCAAGGCUAUUGCGCACGCUGUUGCGACGUACGGCGCGAGUUGGGAGGGUUUCCCGGCGCGCAAUGUUACAUCGUUGACUAAAAGGUCGUCGGGGGACUCCAGGAGGUACAAUGCACCAACGAAGAAGUUGAGGCAUGGUAAGAAGGCCUAUUAAUAAAUUGCCGUGGCUGGUGGUGGGAAACGACUAUUACAAGCUAGGAGAUAGGGUUGAUUAAUCGAACCUGAUGUCACUGAUCUGAGAAGUUUGUGAGUAAGGUGUGUAUAAUGCAUAAAUAUCAGCCAAUGACGUCUAUGAUAAAACAACCCUGGCAAUAUAAUGCUUGGAUAAUGAGCUCAAGUGCUCUAGAGAAUCCUGCUUAGGUAUAAGCAGCUUACCUAGCUUGAUGAUCUAAUCCUCAAGUUCCGGAUCCAAUCUGAAGGAUCUUAGUCUAGAAUAUGACUUACAGAACAGAA